AUGGAGGUGACUGCGGACCAACCGCGCUGGGUGAGCCACCACCACCCUGCGGUCCUCAACGGGCAGCACCCGGACACGCACCACCCGGGCCUCGGCCACUCUUACAUGGACCCGGCUCAGUACCCUCUGACGGAAGAGGUGGACGUACUUUUUAACAUCGAUGGUCAAGGCAACCACGUCCCGUCCUACUACGGAAACUCGGUCAGGGCUACCGUGCAGAGGUAUCCUCCGACCCACCACGGGAGCCAGGUAUGCCGCCCACCUCUGCUGCACGGAUCCUUGCCCUGGCUGGAUGGCGGCAAAGCCCUGAGCAGCCACCACACUGCCUCGCCCUGGAACCUCAGCCCCUUCUCCAAGACGUCCAUCCACCACGGCUCCCCGGGGCCGCUGUCCGUCUACCCUCCGGCUUCAUCCUCUUCUCUGGCCGCAGGCCACUCCAGUCCGCAUCUCUUCACCUUCCCUCCCACCCCUCCGAAGGACGUCUCCCCAGACCCGUCGCUGUCCACCCCAGGAUCGGCGGGCUCCACCAGGCAAGAUGAGAAAGAGUGCCUCAAGUAUCAGGUGCCGCUGCCGGAUAGCAUGAAGCUGGAGACGUCCCACUCCCGAGGCAGUAUGACCACCCUGGGAGGGGCCUCGUCCUCAGCCCACCAUCCCAUCACCACCUAUCCGCCCUACGUGCCCGAGUACAGCUCCGGACUCUUCCCACCCAGCAGCCUGCUGGGAGGAUCCCCAACAGGGUUCGGGUGUAAGUCGAGGCCCAAGGCGCGAUCCAGCACAGAAGGCAGGGAGUGUGUGAACUGUGGGGCAACCUCCACCCCACUGUGGCGGCGAGAUGGAACUGGGCACUACCUUUGCAAUGCGUGCGGACUGUACCAUAAGAUGAACGGACAGAACCGGCCCCUUAUCAAGCCCAAGCGAAGGCUGUCAGCAGCAAGGAGAGCAGGGACCUCCUGUGCGAACUGUCAGACCACCACCACCACCCUCUGGAGGAGGAACGCUAACGGGGACCCCGUCUGCAAUGCCUGUGGGCUCUACUACAAGCUGCACAAUAUUAACAGACCCCUGACUAUGAAGAAGGAAGGCAUCCAGACCCGAAACCGGAAGAUGUCUAGCAAGUCCAAAAAGUGCAAAAAGGUGCACGACGCGCUGGAGGACUUCCCCAAGAGCAGCUCCUUCAACCCGGCCGCCCUCUCCAGACACAUGUCAUCUUUGAGUCACAUCUCCCCGUUCAGCCACUCCAGUCACAUGCUGACCACACCGACGCCCAUGCACCCGCCCUCCGGCCUCUCCUUUGGACCUCACCAUCCUUCCAGCAUGGUCACCGCCAUGGGGUAG
Messenger RNA from Microtus ochrogaster (prairie vole), 1335 nucleotides. RefSeq names its product GATA binding protein 3 (gene Gata3). Gene Ontology annotation, biological process: immune system development; cell fate commitment; positive regulation of transcription by RNA polymerase II. Gene Ontology annotation, molecular function: zinc ion binding; RNA polymerase II cis-regulatory region sequence-specific DNA binding; DNA-binding transcription factor activity, RNA polymerase II-specific. The record is from RefSeq and is a predicted model, not a curated record. Gene Ontology annotation, cellular component: nucleus. Lineage: Eukaryota; Metazoa; Chordata; Mammalia; Rodentia; Cricetidae.